Molecule: messenger RNA, 4222 nt
Organism: Harmonia axyridis
Lineage: Eukaryota; Metazoa; Arthropoda; Insecta; Coleoptera; Coccinellidae
Product: regulator of G-protein signaling 17
Exons: 7
Coding region: 401-1261 (286 amino acids)
Source: RefSeq, a predicted model, not a curated record
UUGCGCUAGACGUCGCUAGUACGAGUCGAUGCGCACCACCGUUGGAUGUUCAAUCAGACGGUGCUGGCAUUCUGUUGGAUAAACACGGGUGGCAGCAGAAAACCGUACAAAGUGAUGGAAUCGGGAAGCUUGAAAGUGCUUCGGUAGGAGUGAUCGGGACCAGAAGACCAUAGCACACUGAGGGGUAAAUGUGGCAUCGGGCACUUGGUUUCACCGAAAAUGGCUUGGAGACGAUAAGAUUUUUCUGAGCGAGUCCUUCAGCUGGCCAAAUAUCCUGGCUACGGAUAUGGCUCACCCCUCCGUGGCUGAAGGCAACCAUGCCAUUAACUUCCUUCAUGGCCAUUGAUAAAGCCGGCUCACUCUUGCAAGGGUUAACCUCUUGUCCACUGUUGGCCACUACAUGACGAUUCUUGUGACAUCACUGCAUAACCUCUCGUCAAAUCUGAAGCUUUAUUUCCUAAGUGCAGCUGAACAUUUCAAACAUUUUCGACAAGUUUCUUCACACAGAGGGAACAGACAGAUGUCUUGCGGUGUUACUGAGAGAGUAAACGAGAACAGACCAGGUUCUGGAGGAAUACAAGCUCCUGGGACUGGGGGGACCUCGGGACCCCUGAACUUCAGACUGCGUGGUGCAGCCAAUUCUGGUGGCCAUACUCCAACAAACUCGCGGAACCAACGGGCAACAAUGCGAAGACCACUAUGCUGGAUUUUGUACUGUUGCAGUUGCAGCUGUUGUUGUUCCACGCCUGGCAAGGGUAACGACGACAAUGGACCAACCAGAAAUUCAAACAAUUCAGAUCUUUUAAAUUACGAAUGUGAACAACCGCACAACAUGGAGGAGAUAAGAAGUUGGGGGCAUUCAUUCGACAAACUCAUGCGAAGUACAGCUGGAAGGAAGCUGUUCAGAGAUUUCCUAAGAAUGGAAUAUUCGGAGGAGAACAUUCUUUUUUGGUUGGCUUGCGAAGAACUGAAGAAAGAAGAAAAUCCGGAAGUAGUUGAGGAAAUGGCGCGAAUCAUCUACGAAGAUUAUAUAUCCAUACUGUCUCCAAAAGAGGUGUCCCUAGAUGCUCAAGUACGAGAAAUAGUGAAUCGCAACAUGGUAAAACCGACGCCGCACACAUUUGAUGAAGCACAGCUGCAGAUAUACACAUUAAUGCAUAGAGACAGUUAUCCAAGAUUCGUCUGCUCAGCAUUGUAUAGGUCCCUGGUACGUCAUUUACCCCCGGAGGAGUCAGUUGAAGACGCAAUACCCCCAGAUUAGGAAACAUAGCUACAUGCCAGUCGAAAUUUUGGGUAACCCCCAUGAGAAACGACAAUAACUGAGAGGGGGUCAGAUUGAGCCCCCUUCGCACAAGUUUCUGCCUAAAGGCAUAAGUGCAUCGAAGAUCUGACCUAAUUUUUAAACAUAUAAGGCCACCAGAACCUCCCUACCAGUGUACUUAUUGGUGCAAUAUAUACAUAUAUCUAUUGAAUUCUCGUUUUUUAUGUGUAAAUAUGAAUAAUUCAUCGCGAGGUCCGAAUUAGGUCUGCUGAUCUGACGCGAAUUCUUCCGAAAGAUCUCGUAUGGAGCCCCUCGACCACUUACAACUAAUCACCUCAAAUAUUCGUAGUGUUUUCAGUGCUAAGAUAGGACGUUCUUAUGUGUUCCUUGGAAGUUUUCAUUUCCGAGUGCUGGCGGUCCCAGAAAACUUCUUAAACACCCGAAAAUGAGAGAUCGACAACAAAGCGAUUCAUUCGAGGCUGCAAUUUCAUUCUCAAUACAUCCAAAAUUUUCAGUAUUAGAAUAACUUCAUCGAGAGACAAUCACUACCAAUUAUUUUUAAUUAUUUCGUGGGUCUUCCUUUGUCAUAUCCGUUGGGUAUUCCGUAUAUGGUAAUAAAAACAUUAACUCGAUUGUAACAAGGGCGUAGAAAUAGGGGGUACUGGAGAUAAUUACCUCCCCCCCAAGAUUUUCAAAAUAUAAAAUUUCAGAAAACUCGCAAAGACGAAGAACGAGAAUUUCUCCAUAAAACGGACCAAUAAUAAUCAUUUUACUUUCCUUUGAAAUCGACACGUCAGUAAAAAAUCGGACCCCUUUACGAUUUAUGAGUUAAUUAUCGCUUUCAAGAUGCGUACUUUUAUUGCACUACAAGCUCGUCUUUGUCCGAGGUUCAUUAUUUUCCUUUAUCUAUCCGCUUUCUCGGCAUCUCCCCUUAUUUGCCAUCUGUGAUUUUUGCAUUCUGCAUCGCUAUACACUUACCCAUUGUUUUCGGUUUUUUGUAUCAUUCUCGUCACGAAAUUUCAAUAUGUAGUUACCAAAGAACUGAAUUUGAGUAAUUCGCAUCGAAAAAUUGUCUGGGCUGUGUUGUUCAAUUUAUUGUGUUUCAUUCAAAUUGCAAUUCAUUUGUGAAGACAUCAGUUUUGAAUUGACUAUAUCUACAGGGUGUUCGUAAAUGGGAGGUACAAAUGAAAAUGGCACAUUUCUCGGAUCAUUUCAAGAAAAAAAGUCCCAUAACAUGAGUCCACAAACGCUUUGUUUUUGAGAUACAGAUGUUAAAGUUUCAGUUUUUCUCUCAUAACACCUUCCCUUCACAAGAUAUUCAACUUGAAUUGGCAUAGAUAUUUCAAUUUAAAGUUUUCAUCAUGUGAUAUCCUUAUUUUGAAUGCAAAUCUACAGAUUCGAUAAAUUGAUUAGGCAUCACGAAAAUUAGGACUACAAGACACCGUGUAUCUCAAAAACAAAGCAUUUGCGGGCUAAUGUUUAUGGGCCAUUUUAUUCUUAAAAUUAUCCAAGGAAUCUCUCAUUUUCCUUCGUAACUCCAAUUCAGAAACACCCAGUAUAAGAUGAGAACAAUCGAAUUGGUAAUAAAAAAAAUUAUUUCGAAUAAUUUGGUUCAAACUUAGUUAUCAAACCUCUUUUUCUCACAUUAUAGAUUUGAGUAAACAAUGUCGUCAAAAAAUUUUUUUCGAUUACCCCCCCUCCUAAGAAAAAAUAAAGAUCUACGCCCUUGGAUUGUAAUGCAUUUAUUUCAAAAAUUAUUGAAAAAAAACACACACAGAGUGAAAGCCUAUAGUUCUAUUUUUCCACAGCUUUGUAGAUUGGAGUUGGAUAUUUUGUGAGGGAGUAGAUGACUUGAAUUUCGUAAACCCCAUCAAAAAUAAUUGAGCUGUAGGCGAAAACUUUAUCAAAUUAUAGCGUACAAAAAAAAAACUAAUUAUACUUAUAAUCUAAGCCAAGUUAUAUGAGUGCAAAAUUAGAUUGUCGAGAUAGUUCUCAAAAGUAGUUUGCGAAUAUUACAAUAUUUGCUUUAUAUUCUUGAAAGCUAUCUUCUAUAUUUUCAUUGAAAUAUAGAUACUCCUUAGACCAAUUUGAAUUGUUCCAUACGAUUAGAAAAAUUGCCUGUGAGGAUAUCUUUAGGAUUAUUCUAGAAGUGAUUCAGAAUCCUAAAAAUUAAAGAAGAGUAACAAAAUAAAUUGAAAAUGAUGAAUUGGAGUAAGUUAUAAAAUUCGUUCAAGAAUUUUUUUUAAUUUUUGUGAUUCUGAAGUAUAUAACUGGUGUGUAUGAGAAAAUUAUUGUUCCAAUCCUUACCUGACGGAAUUUGUAAAAUAUCUACAAAAAGCAGGACUGGAGACUUAAUUGUUUCAAUAACAAUAAAAUAGGAUAAGUUAAUAUAAUAAGAGUCAUACUUUAUUUUCAGUAAAUUUUUCAACAUGCAAUAUAAAAACGUUAAUUUUAUACGCCAUAGUGAUCUCCAGCUCUGCUUCUUUCUUCUGGAGUAAAAUUAUUCACAGUGGUCCAAAUAUCACGUACAUUAGUGGCUGGUGUGGAUAUGAGGGGCUCAUUUUAAUCGAAUCAUCAGGCAAUAGUAAGUGCGCGUGUGCCGCCAUAGAGACUCUAAAACUAACUCCCUUCGCUCACUCCUCAAAAAUAUUAGUGUUGUGUAAAUUAUCGAACUCACUGUUCAUCUCACUUUUAGGACACUUUAGGUUAGGUAAAGCGCAUGCGGAUUAAAUAUAAAAAUUGUGUUCUUUGACUGCCCGCAUGCUUGUUAACAGCCAACUUCGAAAUUAUAUAAAAGAUGUGAUAUACGUAGUAGCGUAGUUUCCGCUCUUGGCGGCAAGCCCCUCAUCAAAAAUGUUUGCACCACACCGUAUACCCCAAAAUAUAUAGUUCACAAAUAAUCGACACCGUGGAUUUAUAUGGGUUAAUAUUUAAAUAAACGUUUGUUGUCUCCAUUUAUAA